AUGAAGCCAAACUUUCUUCUUUCUUCAGCCGUGAGGAUUGCUGUCCUCCUCUUCACCAUUUUCUUCUUUAUGAGCCAAGUUCUACCAGCCAGGGGCAAAUUCAAGGGGAUCUGUGAACGUCCAAAUGGCUCCUGUCAGGACUUUUGCCUCGAAACAGAAAUCCAUGUUGGGAGAUGUUUAAAUAGCCGACCCUGCUACCUGCCUCUGGAGCAUCAACUAAGAAUUGAGAGCACUACACCCAAAAAGGACUGA
Messenger RNA from Gorilla gorilla gorilla (western lowland gorilla), 252 nucleotides. RefSeq names its product beta-defensin 108B-like. Bases 1 to 252 code for a protein of 83 amino acids. Lineage: Eukaryota; Metazoa; Chordata; Mammalia; Primates; Hominidae. Gene Ontology annotation, biological process: innate immune response. Gene Ontology annotation, cellular component: extracellular region. The record is from RefSeq and is a predicted model, not a curated record. The transcript is spliced from 2 exons.